Ceutorhynchus assimilis (cabbage seed weevil) is the source of this 4280-nucleotide messenger RNA. Lineage: Eukaryota; Metazoa; Arthropoda; Insecta; Coleoptera; Curculionidae. The record is from the annotation of a GenBank genome assembly.
UUUGACAAAUGUCAGGUGGACAAUUAUGGUGCUCACCACAAUAAAAGAUGGUGGAUUUUAUUUAUUAUGACUUUUAAAAUUGUAAAUUUGUUGUUUUCCAUUUAAUAAAAAGCUCUCAUUUUAUCGUUAGUGAAUCCAGUGCAAGUUACCGAUCGAUUAAACGAAUUAUCUUGCUCGCACCAAAGCCAAAAUUGCUCCUCAAUUUCCGGAUGAAACGUCAUCACCAGUUCAAAAAUCGAGCUAAUUAAUCUGUUUUCGCGAUUUUAAGGUGCUUUAUGGCCGGAUUAGAUAAGAUCGAACGACGUUGUUGUUGUUGUUGUUAUGUGAAAGUCAUGUAAAAUUAAAAGUUUUUAAGAAAUUUCUAGUCGAAUAAGAAAAUGGAACAAGCAAUUCAGCCAGUCGGAUCUGGACCGUUUUUUCAUCAAAUUUGCGUUACGGUGGAAACUGCUCAUAUCCGUUCAACUUCUUCCUUCAUAAAACCCAGCCCGUACGUCGAAAUAACGAUAGACGGACAAACGCCGCGCAAAACCGAAACCGUGAAAAACACCACACAACCAAAAUGGAACGAAACCUUCAACCUACUGGUAACGCCCCAAUCGAAAAUCCACUUUGCCGUCUUGGACCGCAACAGUUUCCGCAAAGACACAGUUGUCGGCGAAAAAACUGUGGAACUAGUUCAAUUACUGGCCCAUUCCGAAGGCCGAGAAUGUUUAGAUGUCACUUUAGACUUGAUGAACGUCAAACAAUCAGAUUCACCUGUCAAAGCAGGAGAAUUAAUGUGUUUAAUCAAAGGCUUGCGAAUUGAAACCGGAAACAACAGGAGGAGGGAAGUUUUAGCUAGACGCUCCAGCCAAAACUCCAUUGGUUCGGCUUCGCAGGCUGUCGCUCAUACAGUGCUCAACGGUAUUCGCAUCAAACCCAGGACGCAAGGCACCGAAAAUGCCGCACCAGCUGGCAACGUUGCUGUUUCGGAACGGCCUCGGGGGCUUCAACUGCCUCCUCCUCCGGCGUUGCCAGUUACGCCGAUUGGUAGUGGGAGUGCUGUCAAUUUUCAACCGGGUCCUGUACAAACGUCACCUGCCAAUCAUACUUUGCAAAAUGGAAACUCGGCGGAUAUUAUCGGUCCGCCCGCUUCGGUACCAAACGGUUCCGUCGCCCAACAAGACGAACAAAGACAAGACGAACCCUUACCGCCCGGUUGGGAAAUGCGCUUUGACACGUACGGCAGACGUUAUUACGUGGACCACAAUACAAGAUCCACAUCGUGGGAAAGACCUCAACCUUUACCGCAAGGUUGGGAGAUGCGCCGGGACCCGCGAGGCCGCGUCUACUACGUCGAUCACAAUACCAGAACAACGACGUGGCAACGUCCGAAUUUGGAGAGGUUGCAACAUUUCCAACAGUGGCAGGGACAAAGACAGAAUGUCGUGCAACAAGGAAAUCAGAGAUUUUUGUAUCCGCAAUAUCAGGCGGGUCCGGCGCCGGGGCCUUCCGUACCGGCACCACCUACUGAAGAAGAUGAGGCUUUAGGGCCUUUGCCAUCGGGCUGGGAACGAAGGGUGCAACCCGAGGGACGAGUUUAUUUCGUCAAUCAUAAGAAUCGAACGACUCAGUGGGAAGAUCCUAGGACUCAAGGACAAGAAAUCGGCGACAUCGACGAGCUACCAUUGCCUCCCGGUUGGGAAAUCCGCUACACCGAAGACAAUAAAAGAUAUUUCGUGGAUCACAACACCAAAACCACCACAUUUGAUGAUCCAAGACCAGGUGCCCCAAAAGGUCCCAAAGGAGCUUAUGGAGUCCCGCGUGCCUACGAGCGCUCCUUCAAAUGGAAAAUCAGCCAGUUUAGGUUUUUGUGCCAGAGCAACGCUUUGCCCAGUCACAUCAAAAUCCAAGUCUCGCGUCAAACUUUGUUUGAAGACUCGUUUCACACCAUUAUGCGACUGCCUGCCUACGAGCUGCGCCGCAGGCUCUACAUAAUGUUCAAAGGCGAAGAAGGCUUAGAUUAUGGGGGCGUGAGCCGCGAAUGGUUCUUUUUGGUGUCGCACGAAGCUUUAAAUCCCAUGUAUUGCCUAUUUGAGUAUGCAAACAAAAAUAAUUAUAGUUUGCAAAUUAAUCCAGCCUCUUACGUCAAUCCUGAACAUUUGACGUACUUCAAAUUUAUUGGCAGGUUUAUUGCCAUGGCCUUGUAUCACGGCCGGUUUAUCUAUUCCGGAUUCACUAUGCCGUUUUACAAGAGGAUGUUGGGCAAGAAGUUGAUAAUGAAAGAUAUUGAAAGUAUCGACCCGGAGUUUUAUAAUUCACUGGUUUGGAUCAAGGAAAAUAACAUUGACGAGUGCGGACUGGAGUUGUUCUUCAGUGUCGAUUUUGAGGUCCUUGGCCAAGUGGUCCAUCACGAACUACAAAAAGGCGGCGACGCCGAACGAGUGACCGAAGAGAACAAAGAAGAGUACCUUACAUUGAUGACCAAUUGGCGUAUGACACGCGGUAUUGAGCAACAAACCCAAGCCUUCUUAGAUGGUUUCAACGAGGUCGUACCGAUAGAGUGGCUCAAAUAUUUCGACGAACGAGAGUUGGAGCUGCUUUUAUGUGGCAUGCAGGAAAUCGACGUAGAAGACUGGCAACGGCACACAAUUUACAGGCAUUAUACCAGAAACAGUAAACCUGUAAUGUGGUUUUGGCAGUUUGUCAAACAAUCGGACAAUGAAAAACGCGCCAGGCUGCUACAGUUUGUUACAGGCACCUGUAGAGUGCCAGUAGGAGGUUUUGCGGAACUGAUGGGUUCCAAUGGGCCUCAACGGUUUUGUAUUGAAAAAGUAGGCAAAGAAUCUUGGUUGCCAAGGUCGCACACCUGUUUUAACCGGCUAGAUUUGCCGCCCUAUAAAAGUUACGACCAGCUAGUUGAAAAGUUAACCUACGCAAUCGAAGAGACUGACACUUUUGGGCAAGAGUAAACUACUGUUAAAUGUACCUGAUUUAAAAAAUUAAAGGGUUGGUUGAAAAUACUUUUAAAAUAGUUAGUUAUUCCCCUAUAAUAUAUUGUUAAUAAAGAGAUUUUUAGGCUAUUUUGUUUGAGGUUAUGUAUGCUGUACUGAACUAUUUUGUGUCAAACUUGUCAGAUUAUUGGCUUAAAAUCUCUCACAAAUAAUCACUGUCAAAUUUUAUUCGUUGACAUUCCUUUGUCGCUGCCCGUGUGAUUGUUCAAAUAUAUGUAAAUAGUUUUUUGCAUUCCAAAACUUUCUAUUUUUUAAACCAAAGUUUUAACAAUUUAUUAGCUGCUGACGUCACCCACACAUAACCUAACAAUGACAUUUUUUUGUCCCCCUAUCGAAAGUCAAAUGUGUGACGUCAGCUUGAGUUAUGUAUAUUAUGAAUGAAAAUUAUUCGAUGUAUAAUGUAGAAAAUAUUGUAAAUCUUAAACAACUGGUUACUAGAGAGACUUAUGUAAAUAUUCAACAAUGUGUAUAUAUAAAGAAAGUAAAGAAUAAAUAAAUAAAUAUACAAAUUAUUUAUCAGUAAAAAUGUGUUUUAUUUUUCACAGUUGUAACAUUGUAUCUUAUGUGUUAUAGUAGGCCAUAUUGUGGUUGGCAACACUGGAAGUUACUUGACAUUUAUUUAUAUCGUUUAGCACAAGUGCGAUGUUUACAAAACCAACAUUGCAACUCCUUCAAAAUAUAAACAUUACAAUUAUCCCCAUUAGUAAAAUAGUUUUGUUCUUCUUUGCCCUCAAUCACUGGCGAAUCAGAAAAUCCUUGCACAUACAUGGAAAUCCAAAGUUUAUUUUGAACAUUAUUGUAGUUUCUAAAAAAAAAUUAAUUCAAUUGUCGACAUCCAUCAACUGUCAAAAAUUACCUGAGAUAAUCAAAAACCUCCAUUACUUGAUUGCUAGAAUAAAACCCUCUCCAAGUCAGCACCCUUACUUGUCCCAUUUCAACGUUGGGUUCGGGACUUUCAUAUGUGUUAACGUAAUUUUCCAUGUUGCCACUAAAAUCUGCGUCCAAAGACACCAUGCCUAGCCAUUCUACAAAGUCAAUAAUGUCGUCUUGGUUGGCAACACUGUCAAGAGUAGGCCCUUUGACAGAAUACACCAUGUGACUGUCAAAAGUAGGCUCACAAAGUUUUAUGUCGUAAUUUUGAAAAUAUUUCGCAACAGAGGAAGGGCAUAUGAUAUCAUCAUAGGGUUGCCAUGACAAUAUGACAUCGAAUUUUCCAAGGGCUUCAAGGGAUUUUUGAGUUUUUCCAUGCAAAGGUUUUCCAGGUUUGAGCUCGGCAAGGUUAACAGU